This is a messenger RNA of Cannabis sativa, 678 nucleotides long. RefSeq lists its product as uncharacterized. Lineage: Eukaryota; Viridiplantae; Streptophyta; Magnoliopsida; Rosales; Cannabaceae. The coding region runs from base 1 to 678 and encodes 225 amino acids. The record is from RefSeq and is a predicted model, not a curated record. Gene Ontology annotation, molecular function: RNA-DNA hybrid ribonuclease activity; nucleic acid binding. The transcript has 3 exons.
AUGACUUCAGACCAAUUUUAUGAAGAUUUCAAUCGACUCAAAAAUCAUGUUCGGCCAGCAGCUGACACUAGCAGUAUUCAUCCAUCCCAGCCUUCUCCUUCAAUCAAUCUGCUUACUCAAAAAUGGAAGCCGCCUCAAUCUCAUGGUUUCAAACUCAACAUAGAUGCUGCUACUGAUUUAGAGCGAAAAUUGUUGGGCAUUGGAGCCAUCCUACGUGAUCACACAGACACAGUGGUGGCUGCCUUAUCAAAGGUUGUUCAAGGUAGUUUUAAAUCGGAUGAGAUGGAAGCCAAAGCACUAUUUCACGCUGUUAAUUGGGUUUCACAAUCACAAUUGCCUCUUACUCAUAUCGAAACUGAUGCUUCUCGGGUGUCAAGUGCUUUGAAUAGAUUAGAUUUCGAUUUAUCAUGCUUUUCUGAUAUUAUUAUGGAUAUUCGUUGUCUAUUGUCCUUUUUCCCUCAAGUUUUAGUUACUCAUGUCAAACGAACAGCUAAUCAAGCAGCACAUGGGUUAGCUAAAUUUGCUUUAGGGUUGGAUGUAGAUUCUGUUUGGAUAGGAGAAAUUCCCUAUCCUAUUUUCUCUGAUGUUGUCAUAGAAACGGACGACUGCAAAGCCAUAACUGAUGCCCUCAACCAUCACAAGGAAGAUUUGUCAAUUUUUGGAGAUCUCAUUCUGUAA